This is a messenger RNA of Staurois parvus, 345 nucleotides long. NCBI's taxonomy places the organism in Eukaryota, Metazoa, Chordata, Amphibia, Anura, Ranidae. The record is from the annotation of a GenBank genome assembly.
CUGAUAGACGGCACUGACUGGCAUCACUGCUGGGCACUGACUGGCGGCACUGACUGGCACAACCGCUGGGCACUGACUGGUGGCACUGACUGGCAGCACUGCUGGGCUGCACUGGUGGGUGGCACUGGUGGGCAGCACUGGUGGGUGGGCACAGGUGGGUGGCACUGGUGGGCACAGGUGGGCGGAACGUGUGGGUGGCACUGCUGGGCACGAUCAUCAGGGCACUGAUCAUCAGUGCCCUGAUGAUCGGUGCUGAUCCCGCUCUGACAACUGCCGGUUCUCGGCAGUACUUUCCUCACGAUCUGACAGCGUGAGGAAAGUGCAGCCGAGAACCGGCACUUGCAU